Chroicocephalus ridibundus (black-headed gull) is the source of this 1000-nucleotide messenger RNA. RefSeq names its product Mix paired-like homeobox (gene MIXL1). Gene Ontology annotation, molecular function: RNA polymerase II cis-regulatory region sequence-specific DNA binding; DNA-binding transcription activator activity, RNA polymerase II-specific. The transcript is spliced from 2 exons. Bases 247 to 978 code for a protein of 243 amino acids. NCBI's taxonomy places the organism in Eukaryota, Metazoa, Chordata, Aves, Charadriiformes, Laridae. The record is from RefSeq and is a predicted model, not a curated record. Gene Ontology annotation, biological process: regulation of transcription by RNA polymerase II; endoderm formation; hematopoietic progenitor cell differentiation.
GGGCACGGCGGGGCUGUGGUGUCCCGGCCGCCGCCGAGGCCUCUGGGCUGGGCCAGGCAGGGGACAACCCCGGCGGACACCCCACCAGCAAGCCGGGGGUGCGGGGCCCGGCGGGGUGCCCGGACCUCCGCGCCCACCUUCCCCGCGGGGCCGUGCCACCCCCCUCCCAACCCCCGCCCCCGCCGAGCCCCCUCCACGGCUAUAAAGGGCGGCGGGGCGGCCCGGGCCCCCUCCUGGCCCGCUGCCAUGGCCGCGCUGCGCUUCGGGGAGCCUCCGGCGGAGCCGUCCGCUUUCCCCGCAGGACGGUGGGCGGGGGGCGGCGGGCCCGGCGCGGCCUCCCCCGGCCUCAGGGCGCUUCCCGCGGCGGGACGGGCGGCGGAGCCGUCGGAGGGGGCGCCGGCGGCGGCCUCACAGCGUCGGAAGCGGACCAGCUUCACGGCGGCGCAGCUGGAGACGCUGGAACUGGUCUUCCAGGACACCAUGUACCCCGACAUCUACCUGCGGGAGAAGCUGGCCGACGCCACACAGAUCCCCGAGUCCCGCAUCCAGGUCUGGUUCCAGAACCGCCGCGCCAAGUCCCGCCGCCAGCGGGGACCGCUCCGCACCGGCCCCGCCGUCCCGCCGCCGCCCCCGGGCUACCCGCCGCCGCCCCGCUUCGCCGCCCUGCGCCCUCCGGAGCGGCCGCGCUGCGCCCUCUCCGGCCCGGCCCCUACCGUCCCCAUCAAGGAGGAGGGCUCGGCCCCCGGCGAGUGGCCGCCGGCCGCCGCCUUCCCCCCUGGCCCCGGCUUCGAGGGCUUCCCGGCCGGCCGGCCCGGCGGGACCGAAGCUGCCUCCCUGUCGGGGCCGCCCCCCUUCCCGCCGGCCCGCGCCUUCUGCGGGCGGUACUCGCCCGUCUCGGACGCCGAGGACACCAGCGGCUACUCGGAGUCGGGCUCGGAGUGGGAGGAGAACGCCCUGGGCGCCUUCCGAGCCCUCUGAGCGCCGGCAGGACCCGCCCCGG